This is a messenger RNA of Morone saxatilis (striped sea-bass), 1143 nucleotides long. RefSeq lists its product as uncharacterized. Gene Ontology annotation, cellular component: nucleus. Bases 163 to 933 code for a protein of 256 amino acids. The record is from RefSeq and is a predicted model, not a curated record. Lineage: Eukaryota; Metazoa; Chordata; Actinopteri; Moronidae. Gene Ontology annotation, biological process: regulation of apoptotic process. The transcript has 5 exons.
UGAGAUAUAUCCGGUGCACUGUAUGACUUCACAAACACAGCUUUUGCUUUCUGUGGACUAUAAGUCGUCAACUUAUUUCACCCCGUUUCAACUUUUGAUCUAUUUUUAUCGGCUACCUGCAGUUUUUAAACUACAGAACGAUAAGUUCCAGCAAAUAAGAUCAUGGACAAGCUGAAGUCAGCGAUGCAGGACGUAUUUUCUUCACAGCCUUCAGGACCACCCACGGUGGUUGCUGAUGGUGAAAGUGUUGUGACCGUCAGAGAAAUACGGAAUGUAAAAGGAAACGCCUUCUCCACGACAAUCGAAACUGAGAGUGAUCCACGACGUCGUCCAUCUGGGAAUGUUGGACAAGCUGCCCCAGCAGAUUACAGUGCACACGAUGGCAGUGUAAUAUGUGCUGACACAAUAUCAGAUGUCACUAUUGUCGGCAAUAUUGAUUUCACAGUGAAAACAUCAUCAUCAAAAAUACGUGCAGGUGACAUUUUGCCAACUUAUUACAAGUGGUCCAUUAUAUAUUUGUCUUUUUUCAGUCUCUCGUUCACGAAUCAAAGCAAUGAAAGAAAACUUUCUGUGCGGGUCAAUUCAGUAAAUCCUAUCACUGCUCUCCUCUCAGGAACAGUAGAUGAGACUCCAUCUUCCUCUCAGGGCCCUGCUGUAAAAAUAAUCACUGAGCACAAGGUGGAACUCAUUGUCUGCCUGAUGGCGGAUCACUCCUUCAUUCUGCAGCACGUACAUGCCAAACAAAUCAUCACUGACAGACAGUAUCAGAAUAUGAAGCAUAUCUCACAGCCAGAAAAAACUAUUACUAACCUGAUCGAUCAGGUGAUUUGUAAAGGUCAAGAAACCUGCUCUUCUUUUCUUGAAGUUCUCAAACAACCCGAUGUUCUGACGACUUAUCCACAGCUCAAACACAUUACAAAAAAAUGGUGCUAAGUAAUGCUUAGUGCUGGGGAUAUUAAUGUAAUUGAAAAACAGACAAUUGGAGGCUAAAUUUGAGGAUAUGGGGAACAAACUAUACUUCUAUAUCUGUCUUUUUUUAGACGCACAUAGACAGGAUCACACACAGGGACUAACAGUUAGAAAGGGUUAUUGUUAUGAAAUCAAUGUAUGCAAUUUUGGAAAAAUAAAAAUCCCUGAAUUACA